Theileria annulata is the source of this 1872-nucleotide messenger RNA. Its product is annotated as Tpr-related protein family member, putative. Bases 1 to 1872 code for a protein of 623 amino acids. Lineage: Eukaryota; Apicomplexa; Aconoidasida; Piroplasmida; Theileriidae. The transcript has a single exon. The record is from RefSeq and is a predicted model, not a curated record.
AUGACUUCUUCUGGUGAUCCUAAUCCUACUACGAAUUAUCAGCAAGAUGAUGAUAAGGACCGACCUCUACAAAUUCUGGCAUACAUGUUUGCUGGACUUGCUAUGAUGCUUAAUAUUAGGCUUUCAUAUAGUGCUGCGCCAUUUGCCUUGUUGAGGUUUAAGUUACCUGAGAAUCUGUUCAGUGUCUUCGUUAGGACAACUUCAAGUGCUUUGGAACUUUGGUGUAUUCCAAGCAUGCUUCUGGGAAACAUAAUGGAACAAGUCUAUAACCAGACUCAAGAUACUGCGAUAGGAAUUCAUGCAACCAACCUUAAAGAAACAGCAGGUUCAACUGAUGGUGAAAAACUCCAAGGAAAGGCCGGUACACUUCAUAGUGAAGCCACAAAACUAGAAACUGCACUAAAUAGUGACCCUGCUGCUGGUCUUGUCACAGCACUCAAGGAAGCCUCUAGUAAACCUAGUGCUAGUAGUGAAGAUGAGAAGGGUCUUAAGGAGUUACUCGAAUCAUUUCAUAAUGCUCAACCUACUGAUGUAGUUGCUAAGGCCCAGAAGGUAAUUAAGAAAUACAAUGAGGUGGCUGGUAAGUACAAAGAAGUGAAAAAUGAUGCAAAAGCUAGUAAAAAUCCUGCAUUUACCCAGGUUAAAUCUGCAUUCGAAGAUCUUCAGAAAGAGUAUUCUGAUGCUAUAUAUAAAUACAAGUUCUGGGUAAUUACUAUUCCUUCCAUGGUUACUAAUUGGUUAAACUUUCUCACAUUUGUAAUCCUGUUGAUAGUUUUCGUUACUGGUGGUGAUCAAGGUCAUGUUACUGGUUAUUAUGUGAUUAUGGCUAUAUCAGGAUUUGUAUUUGGUAUUAAUAUGGUGCUGGUGUAUGCUGUAGACUAUAGAUAUCUUCCAUUCUAUAUGGCUGGUGAAAACUCAUUUCCAAUGGUCACCUCAAUGAUACUAUACUUUGCUACAUCUAUAUUUGGUAAUAGGAGGAAAUACAAUUCCGACUACCUUGUUGUAGUAAUUGACGUAUCCAUAGCAAUAGUUAUCGCAUUUGUAGCUUCAGUUCUGUGGACCUGGGCGUUCUACAACUAUAGGGCUCCAAAGUAUGGUGGCCUAGAACCAAAAUGGCCUGAACUAGUUUCUCCAGUUGCUAUGGUCAUUGUUGGUAUGGGACUAGUUUAUGCCAUUUAUCCUGCUAUUGCACCUGGUAUGAUUGUACCAUUCUAUCUCAUUGAUAAGAUUGAAAUGGUUCUCCUGGUAGCAACAGCAUUCCCACCAGUCAUCAUAGCUAUCCUAAGAUUAAAGGCACCAGAUUGGUCUCCUCAAACAGAUUUCCUCCUACAUUCAGGAAUAUAUAAGUUCGGAGGAUGGAAAGAUUACAAAGCAAACGACUUCGAAGGCGGCGGAGUCAAGGCGGGUGAUCAUGUUUAUGGUUGGAUAUGGCACUUCUUUGACAUAAUGAUUCCACUCCAGAUCUGUCUAGCUAUCAUUUUCAUAUACUCCCUUCAUUACAGAGAUUCUUCUAUAUCUAGAUCUAUUGUCAAUCAACCUAAAAUGUCUACAUUUCUAACAAUUGUAUUUUAUAUGUGUCAUGAAAUUAUGUUAGCAUUAGGUUUUCCUGGUAUGGUUGGUAACGGUGGAGCUGGAGGUGAUGUUUUGCUUCCGGUUCAGUACGUUGGUGCACUACUGAUGGUCUUCCUAGCAUUCUAUAGCAUAGGUUAUAUCACAGAGUACAAACGACACGAUCCUUCCGAGUGGCCAACAGACGGAAUGACGUGGUGGAAUGCCCUAUGUUACUGGUUAAAGAUGGCGAGCAAAAUUACCAAUAAAAAUUUCAAACAAUUGUUUACAACUGAUUUAAUGAUAGAUUCAAAAUUUAAAUAA